This is a messenger RNA of Papaver somniferum (opium poppy), 2657 nucleotides long. Its product is annotated as subtilisin-like protease SBT5.6. NCBI's taxonomy places the organism in Eukaryota, Viridiplantae, Streptophyta, Magnoliopsida, Ranunculales, Papaveraceae. Gene Ontology annotation, biological process: proteolysis. Bases 66 to 2447 code for a protein of 793 amino acids. Gene Ontology annotation, molecular function: serine-type endopeptidase activity. The record is from RefSeq and is a predicted model, not a curated record. The transcript has 9 exons.
CGAUUUUAACGUCAGCUAUAAAUACCAUAACAGCUUCACAAAGUUUCUAUACUCAAAACAAAAUCAUGGAAAAUAUGAUGAAGAAAUAUCUAUCUCUUCAUCUCUUUUCUCUCCUUCUCAUUCUACUCCCUCUCUUAUCCUCAUGUGAUGAUCAACCGCAGGUGUAUAUAAUAUAUUUUGGUGAACAUAAAAGUGGAGGAAAAACUAUUCAAGAGAUUGAAGAUUCUCAUCAUUCUUAUCUUCUAUCUGUUAAGAGUAAUGAAAAAGAUGCAAGAGAUUCACUUCUUUACAACUACAAAAACAGUAUUAAUGGAUUCGCUGCUUUACUUACAGCCGACGAAGCUUCAAAAUUAUCUGAGAUGGAAGAAGUGGUUUCAGCUUUCCCAAGCAAACAACACACAUGGUCUAUCCAAACAACAAGGUCAUGGGAUUUUAUGGGUCUUGAUGAAAAAGACAGUAACAGUAACAACAACUAUUUCACGCCCAGAAAAAAUAAUGCAUUGUUACGUCAAGCUAAUUACGGCGAAAAUGUUAUCGUUGGCAUGUUGGAUUCAGGAAUAUGGCCAGAGUCUAAGAGUUUCGACGAUGAAGGGAUGGGACCAGUGCCCAAGUCAUGGAAAGGGAUCUGUCAAACUGGAGAUUCCUUUACCUCCUCCGACUGUAACAGGAAAAUAAUUGGUGCAAGGUAUUACCUGAAAGCUUAUGAAGCUUCCAAUGGCCGCCUUAACACCACGGCCGAAUACCGUUCUCCACGUGAUCACGAUGGGCAUGGGACCCACACGUCGUCGACCGUUGCAGGUCGGACUGUUGCUAAUGUAUCAGCUAUUGGUGGGUUUGCACGAGGAACAGCUUCUGGUGGGGCGCCGCUUGCACGUCUGGCAAUUUACAAAGUGUGUUGGCCGGUUCCAAAUCAACCCAAAGCAAACGGUAAUACUUGUUCGGAAGCUGACAUGCUUGCUGCAAUAGACGAUGCUAUUGGAGAUGGGGUAGACGUCCUUAGCAUCUCAAUUGGAACAACAGAUCCUGUAGCCUACUCAGAGGAUGGGAUUGCUAUUGGGGCAUUACAUGCCAUUAAGCAUAAAAUUGUUGUUGCAUGUAGUGCUGGAAACUCAGGUCCUGGACCUGCUACAGCUUCUAAUCUGGCACCAUGGAUGAUCACAGUGGCUGCUAGUAGCAUAGACAGGUUCUUUAGUGCACCUAUCGUUUUGGGGAAUGGCAAUACAAUUGCGGGUCAAACUGUAACUCCUUACAAGCUAAAAAAUAAACAAUUUCCACUUGUUUAUGCUGGAGAUGUAGGUCAAGCAGGUGUUCCAAAGGAUGCUGUAGCCGGACAAUGCUUACCCAAUUCGUUAUCACCAAAGAAGGCAAAAGGGAAAAUAGUAUUGUGUUUCCGAGGAAAUGGGACGAGAGUCGGGAAAGGACUGGAGGUGAAAAGGGCCGGCGGCAAAGCUAUUAUCUUAGCAAAUAGUUUGGCGAAUGGAGCUGAGAUAUCGGUAGAUGCUUAUGUCCUUCCAGGAACUGCUGUUAAAGCCGAUGAUGGAACUAGAGUUUUCAAUUACAUAAAGUCGACUAAGAAACCCACUGCAUACAUCAACACUCCUAAAACUGUGUUGAACACUAAACCAGCACCCUACAUGGCUUCCUUCUCAUCAAGAGGUCCAAAUGGUCUUGAACUCAAUCUUCUCAAGCCUGACAUUACUGCACCAGGGUUGAAUAUUCUGGCAGCUUGGAGUGGAGCAUCAUCACCAACAAAGCUCGAGUCUGAUAAGAGAAGAGUGAAAUACAACCUUCUUUCUGGUACUUCCAUGUCAUGCCCUCAUGUUUCAGCUGCAGCUGCUCUUCUUAAAGCCAUCCAUCCAACUUGGAGUAGUGCUGCCAUUAGAUCAGCUCUAAUGACAACAGCUGGACUAAAAAACAACGCUGGUAAGCAACUGACUGAUGCAUCUGGCAAUUCGGUAACACCAUUCAGCUACGGAUCAGGCCACCUUCUACCUACCAAAGCAUCAGAUCCGGGGCUAAUCUAUGAUGCAUCCUACACCGAUUACCUCAUAUUUUUAUGCAGCAGCGUUGGCAGUAGUGAAGUUAAAAAGGUUGAUCCAAAAUUCAGAUGCCCCAAGAAAACAUACUCCCCAAGCAAUCACAACUAUCCAUCACUUGCGAUCUCUGAACUCAACGGCACAAUGACUGUGAUACGUACAGUUACCAACGUCGGUAGUGGUAAGAGUUCGUACGUCUCUGCUUACAAAGCUCCCGAAGGGUUUUAUGUUAAAAUUUCCCCAAAAAGGCUAGCCUUUAGGCAUGUUGGUGAGAAGAAGAGCUUCACAAUAACAGUCAAACAACGGAAAGGAAAGAAGAAGCCAAAGUCAGGGAAGUAUUAUUUUGGAUGGUACAGAUGGACUGAUGGGGUUCAUGUUGUAAGGAGUCCAUUAGUAGUAUCUCCAGCGUAGUGUUUCUUUUGUUUUGCAGUUCAUUGUUAGGAAAGUUGGUCUGGUUCAGGUCGAGCCUCGGUCGACCAGAGGACCUUCCCGAUUCGAAUAACACUGAUAAAAAUGUAGUUUGGAGAUCAAUGGUUAAGGAUCAAAUAGGAGAUCCAAGAAAAUACAUUGUCAUCAACUAAUUUAUAUCAAUAAUAUAUAACUAAAUUACUGAGUGAAAAA